This is a messenger RNA of Onychostoma macrolepis, 5123 nucleotides long. It is a transcript of the gene adgra1a, whose product is annotated as adhesion G protein-coupled receptor A1a. Gene Ontology annotation, cellular component: postsynaptic density; plasma membrane; glutamatergic synapse. Lineage: Eukaryota; Metazoa; Chordata; Actinopteri; Cypriniformes; Cyprinidae. The record is from RefSeq and is a predicted model, not a curated record. The coding region runs from base 585 to 2708 and encodes 707 amino acids. Gene Ontology annotation, biological process: G protein-coupled receptor signaling pathway; cell surface receptor signaling pathway. The transcript has 9 exons. Gene Ontology annotation, molecular function: G protein-coupled receptor activity.
CACGCUGUAAGAUUCAUUGGCGGUGUUGCGGUGCACGGUAGUACGGGAAACACUGUCAGAAUAUUUUACCACGGUGUUCCUUCCGCAUCGGCGGAACAAUGAAGAUUCGAGAGCCGUUAACGGAACCGAACGUCAUGUAAAUAAUUGGUUCCGCUAUUUUGUUUGAAAAAUGGAACCGGUUCCUCGGUUCUCGGUUCAGAUCAAGACCUGAUAUUUGUCUUCCUUAGAGAUGGAGUAUAUUACAUGCGCUCACGCUCGUCAAGUCUAUCAGAUAAUGGGACGUAAAGAUGGGGUACAACACCAGUUGCUCUCUUAAAAAUAGCCUCUCCUGCUGGAGAAUGACCCCCCCUCAGCGCCUGUCGGAAUGCCGUUUCUCUCCGCGUGCACAAGGGCCACGCGCCAGAUGGCCACAUCAUAACCGACUGUGAUACUUGAUACUAUUGCACUAAAGCUGGACCCUAACUUUGCGGAUCUGAUGACCAAUCACAACAGACUGGGGCUGGUUGACCAAUCUGAGCAGACCGGGCUUUUCGGAAGGUGGGCUUUAAAGAAAACAAAACUAAAACAGACUGUUCAGAAAGUUGAUGAAAACAGGAUUUAAAGAGGGUGCUGUCCUUUCCUCCAUAUCCAGGGGAUUAUUUGCAUCCAGUGGUGUACGCCUGCACUGCAGUGAUGCUGCUCUGCCUGCUGAUUUCUAUCAUGACAUACAUUGUACACCACAGCAUAAUCCGAAUCAGCAGGAAAGGAUGGCACAUGCUCCUCAACUUCCUCUUCCACACUGCCAUGACGUUUGGGGUGUUUGCAGGAGGCAUCAACCAGAUCAAGUACCCUGUGAUCUGUCAAGUGUAAGCUGCUGUGUGGUGGGCGUUCUGGCGCACUAUGGCUGCCGUCGCAUCAUCCAGGUGGAUGCUGCACACUGGUGGUGGAUGAGGAGAUUCCCCCCCUUUCAUUUAAAGCACUUUGAGUACCCAGAAAAGCGCUAUAUAAAUGUUGGCAUUAUCUUGCACUACUCCUCCCUCUCUAGCAUGCUAUGGCUGCUCUUCACUGCCAGGAAUAUUUGCAAGGAGGUGUCCAAGGCUCCACCCAUACCUCAGGACAGGGACCCUCCCAACCAACCACGCCCUAAAGCCACCAUCUUCAGGUUUUAUCUGGUCAGUGGUGGGAUCCCUCUAAUUAUAGUGGGCGUUACGGCUGCUGUUAGCUUGGAUAACUACGGUAGCAGAGAUGACGCUCUUUACUGUUGGAUGGCCUGGGAGCCCAGUCUUGGGGGCUUUUACGGACCCACCGCCUUCUUGGUCUUGGUAAUGUGCAUCUACUUUCUAUGGACAUUCGUGCAGCUAAAGCGGCAUCCAGAGCGCAAGUAUGAGCUCAAGGCCAUGACCGAAGAACAGCAGCGUCUAGCCGUAGCUGAAAUCGGCCAUUGCCACGCCGUCAGUGGAGAACCAGGUGAGCACGGCGAUCACACAGGCUGCACAGCCAUCACAGCCUCCAUGCUGGCCAAUGAACACUCUUUCAAAGCUCAGCUGAGGGCCACCGCCUUUACUCUCUUCCUCUUCCUGGCCACCUGGGUUUUCGGAGCACUGGCCGUAUCACAGGGCCAUUUUCUAGACAUGAUCUUCAGCUGCCUAUACGGAGCGUUUUCAGUCACAUUGGGGCUUUUUCUGCUGAUUCAGCACUGUGCGAAACGUGACGAUGUGUGGCAUCGGUGGUGGGCCUGUUGCCCCAACAAACCAAAGGUGGAGGUCAACGGAGAACCGGCGGGGAGCGUCGCUCCCCCUUCUCAAAGUCACAGCCAUACGCCAUCCCAUGGGCAGAACCCAAUCCACUGCCAGGUCGACUCAUCCUGCCCAGGUAAACCACUGCUUUCCCCACACCUACACUCCCCUUUGCCGCACUGCAAGUUGGGUACUCUGCCCUCCACCCAAAACCACACGAGCACCUGCUGUGCCACCCUUCACAGCCCCUCUUCCUUAAUCGGGAGCACGACUCGCCCGCAGUCCCUCCCUGAUGAACUGCCCCGGCCAACCCUUCCCUUGCAAAGCUGCCUGAAGGACAGGUCUAAGACUCGUUCCUUCAAUCGACCUCGGCCCUGCCUCAGGGACUAUUCUUAUCACAUGACUUCCACCAGCAUGGACGGCAGUGUGCACAGCUCCCACCUGGACAGCCCCCACAGCGUGCACCUGGACAACCCUCUCACCUGCCACACGUCCCACUUUGACACUCAACUCUCUUGUCACAGCCCCCACCCAGACAACCAGCUGCGCUGCCCCAGUCCCAGUCCUCACCUUGAGAGUUUGGCUUCGCACGGCCUUCACGAUAGCCUCUCCUGCCACAGCGCACACUUGGACAGCCAGCUCUCCUGCCACAGACACAUGUGCUGUGCCAAAGUAGACCCAUUCUCGAGCAUAUGCUGCCAUAAAGCUGACCCAUUUGUCAGCCCUUGCCAGGCGGAGGAUCCUGACACUGGUCCGCUGGUGUACAGUUGCCCAAAAAUGGCCGAUAAAGAGGACGAAACCAUGCUGCAUUUGGAUAUAACCCCUCCGAAGGCCACUCUGUCGUGCUCCCAGGCCACACUCAGCAGGAAAGGCACCCUCAGCCGGAGAGGGACACUGAGUCGGAACAGUAGUCAGCAUGAGGACUACGUACUUACCUCUGAUUCCACAGGUAACAUUAGGACUGGACCUUGGAAAAAUGAGACAACCGUGUAGGCCUGUGAAUGACGUGCUAACCUGUUUCUCUCGCCUGAGCUAAACUACUGUGUAGUCCCAGGGCUGUUACCCAAAGGCCCUCUCUUCUUUGAGCUAAGCUACUGUGUAGUCCCUCUGCUGUGACUUCCCCUCUCUCACCCGCCCCAUAUACCUUCUCUUCCCCUUUAAAGAGGUUUGAACCUCUGCUUACCUCUUCUCAGACUUCAUCUCAUGCCUCAUCCCAGCUCCAUUCGGUUUGUCCUCUUGCCAUUUUGAUAUGGCAGCAAAGAUCACAUGCCAUACAUUUUAAUUUGGAUGAUUUUUUAUAAUCAAACUAAUUUUUGUACAUGUGUUUUUGGGUAUGGUAACAUAAUGUGAAAUUAUGUCGUUGUGGAUGUGUGUGAGUGUGAGUGUGUGCGUUUAGUAGGUGAGAAAGUACUGAGUGCAUGUGUUUGUGUCUAUUUGCAUGUGACAACAUGCUUGUGUGUAUAUAGAUAGCAAGAUUUCCAUUCGUGCAAGAAAAUUACUCUGUUUUAGAGCCAAAAUCUCCCACAUUUGUGUUUAGCCUUUUAAUAAAAAAUGCUAAAUGGAUCGCCAAGUGUGAAAACACCAGCACUUAAUUAGAUUUUUACUUUUAAGGAAAACUGUGAAUUAUCACUAAUGAAAUUAAGAUUUAUCAAUGAACAUAUAUGUGAGUUACAGUAUAUGUGCCAAACAGUAUAAUAAUUAAAAUACAACUCUUAAAACUGAGAUCUACCCCGAAGUACGAAGUAGUCUGUGAUUAUGUGGAUAAUGGUGUGUGGUUGUCACAACGAAGCUGUCAUUUUUUUCAUAUACAGACAUAAAAACAGCAAACAAAUAGGCUCCCUGUGUUUCCAUGGUGACAAAUCAUGAAGAGAGGUGCCCAGUCAGAAUGCAUUUUGAACUGCACACGUGAUGUAUGCACAUACAGUAUUUAGUUACUGGCAAUGAGGCGCAGAUCAGUUCAAGUCAAUGGCCUUACAGAACGUAUCAGUUUUGCUUUGAUCAAAAGUCUUACGUUGCACUAAUGCAUUAAAGCAUGCUCACCAUAAUGCAGGAAGCAAUCAUUUACAUGCCUAACGAGCUACAUAUAGCUACAUAUAUUCAUGUGAUUGACAGAACAUGUCAUAGCUUACUGGAAACACUCAUGUUUAUUUAUUCUGAGGGCUUCACUUUCUACAGUAGAAGAAAGGAUUCUCAUUAACAGUUUAUAUCACUGUGCCAACUCACCUUGCUCACAAAAAUUGUCUGAUUUAACAUAAUGGAAGCUCAUCCGUCAAACGAGCAGUGAGUAAAUGAAGACAAAAAGGAAAAAAAUGUGUCUCUGCCAACUCAUAUUGUAAAUAAUUAUCAGGCAUAUUGAUUCAAAACAAGUAAAUCAAGAAUAAAAUGGAAUCUUAACACUAAAUUACAUAAGUUCAGUGAAACAUGAGGGCAAACGACCAGAAUUUUGAUUUGAGAAAUGGAUCAAAUUUACAUAACAUUCUUGCUUUCAUUGAAAUUAAUAUGUGAUUUAUUUAUUAAAUUCUAUUUAUUCUUCAUUUAAUUGUUUUGAAUCAGCACACCCGAUUUACAAUAUAUAAAUUGGCGCAGAUGCAACUGUCUUUUUUUAAACUUAAUAUAGAAUUUGGUGUGCAUAUUCUAUUUUAUUCCUAAUUUAAAUGGAGAUAAACACAUGAUCACACAUGAAAUCUGCCAAUAGCUACAUUUAUCUAUUUUCAUUUUUAAGGGUUAAUAUAAUUUUUUGACUACCAUGUGAUCGUAUUUGUCUUAUUUUGUUCUUAAUAAUAUGUGCCAUUAUUUAAUCAGAAUGCCAAACGAAGAGUAAUGUGAAACAUUUGGAAGAUUCCUUAUGUGGUUUAUGUUGGGUUUCUUUGUGAGCUCAGGGAUCAUGUUACAUUUACAACUACACAAGAUAUCAAUUUGCAUGAAAUUAAUAUUGGCUAUUGACCCCAGAGUGUUUCACCAUCAAAUUGAAAAAAAAUAUAUAUAUAUGUAUAAAAAUAUAUUUUUAACUCAAAUUGCCCUUCACCAGCCAACCCAUGCUUUCUUCAGAUGUGUAGCACAUGGAUACUAUUAAGCCCUCUCUUGAAUCCUUGGAGGAAAUGAAGUUUCUAGCUGCCUGAUUUACCAUGUGUUGUGCUUUAUCUUUACCCACACGACUCACCUGUCAUUUAUAGCAAAUGAAAGAACUGCAGUCAUUUUUUGGUCAGUACAUGUGAUUUGUGCUCUGACCUGACCCAAAGCCAGUUUUUUUUUUUUUUUUUUUACAUUUGUCACAAUUUUCAAUAAAUGUAUUUUAUCACCUGAUGCUGUGGUCCUGUUCUCUUGCUCUCUUUUUAGAGGCUUCAAAGUAGUGAGCAAAAAUACAAUGCAUAAUGCCCAAAGUUGCCUGAGUGCUUCCUUAACUAGAUC